GAGAGAGGAGAGAGGAGCUCCGUCAGCGGACCAGGCAGGGAGAGCGUGGUGAGGAUUCCCAGCAGCCCCUGGAGAGUGAGAGCCGUACCGGCUGGACCCCCGGAGGAGGACCCGAGAGAGAACCACGUUGCCACGGGAGAGGCCUCUGUUCAGGCUGCAGUAUGUUCACUUCAGUGAAGGCCUUCGAGGGGCAGCAGUACUCCACCCUGAAGAGGCAGUGUCUGCAGAGUGGCCUGCUCUUUGAGGACCCCCGAUUCCCCGCCACCGACGACUCGCUCUUCUACCAGGGCAACAGGAUCGGACGUGUGGUCUGGAAGAGGCCUCGGGAGCUGUGUGAAGACCCUCACCUGUUUGUAGAUGGCAUCAGCGCACACGAUUUGCACCAGGGACAGCUGGGUAACUGCUGGUUUGUUGCGGCGUGCUCCAGCUUGGCCUCCAGAGAGUCUCUAUGGCAAAAAGUCAUUCCUGAGUGGAAGGAGCAAGAGUGGGACACAGAGAAGCCAGAAUCCUACGCUGGGAUUUUCCACUUCCGCUUCUGGCGCUUCGGUGAGUGGGUGGACGUGGUGAUUGAUGACCGGCUACCGACGGUGGACAACCAGCUGGUCUACUGCCACUCCAACGACAGCAACGAGUUCUGGAGCGCCCUGGUGGAAAAGGCCUAUGCCAAGGUUUAUGGCUGCUACGAGGCUUUGGAUGGGGGAAACACGGCUGAUGCUCUGGUGGAUUUCACGGGUGGCGUUUCGGAGCCCGUGGACCUGCUGGAAGGUCAGAUGGCAACAGAUGAGGUGGCCCGAAACCAGCUGUUUGAAAGAGUCCUCAAAGUCCACAACAGAGACGGCCUCAUCAGCUGCUCCAUCAGGGCGACCACUAUCGAGGACAUGGAGGCACGGCUGGACUGUGGUCUCGUCAAAGGUCAUGCCUACGCUGUGACAGAUGUGAAGAAAGUUCGGCUCGGGCAUGGUCUGCUGGCCUUCUUCAAGUCGGAGAAGCUGCACAUGAUCCGCAUGAGGAACCCCUGGGGAGAGAAGGAGUGGAGCGGCCCCUGGAGCGACAGUUCAGAGGAGUGGAACAAGGUGAGCAAGAGCGAGAGAGAGAAGCUGGGUGUCACCGUGCAGGACGACGGCGAGUUCUGGAUGACAUUCGACGACUUCUGCCAGUACUUCACUGACCUGAUCCUGUGCCGCCUCAUCAACACCUCAUAUCUGAGCAUCCACAAAACCUGGGAGGAGGAGGUGAUGAGGGGCUCCUGGGUCCACCGACAGGACCCUCUCCGCAACCGGGCCGGAGGCUGCAUCAAUCACAAGACCACCUUCCUGCAGAAUCCUCAGUACGUGUUUGAUGUGAAGAAGGUGGAGGACGAGGUGCUGAUCUGCUUGCAGCAAAAAGAAAAGAGAGCUACACCCAAAGAGGGCAAAGGGGAAAACCUCGCCAUAGGCUUUGACAUUCACCGGGUGGAGCUGAAUCGAAAGUACCGUAUGCACUCAGCCCAGCAGAAAGUAGCGGGCUCCAUCUACAUCAACUCACGCUGCGUCUUCCUCAGGAAGGAGCUGAAGGAGGGCCGCUACGUCAUCAUUCCCACAACCUUUGACCCUGGGCAGCAGGGCGACUUCCUGCUCCGAGUCUUUACUGAUGUGCCUUCAGACUGCAAAGAGCUGUCUCUGGACGAGCCUCCUCAGACAUGCUGGACGGGGAUGUGUGGCUACCCUCAGCUGGUCACUCAGGUCCAUGUACUGAACGCUGAGGGUCUGCAGGGACAGGAAUCCAACGGAGCUGUAGAUCCGUACGUGAUCAUCACCUGUGAAGGAGAGAGGGUUCGUUCUCCUGUUCAAAAGGAUGCGCGGUGCCCGAACUUCGACAUUAAAGGCCUGUUCUACCGCAAGAAACCCAAGGAGGGCAUCCACAUCGAGAUCUACAACAAGAACAUGAUCGUGGACACCUUCCUGGGUCAGGUGAUCCUGUUCAGCGACCCCAACGAGCGGCAGGAGCAGCACACGCUCCAUCUCCGCGACAAGGGCAGCCGCCAGGACAACGACCUGCCAGGCACGCUCACUGUGCGCCUCAUCACCUCCACCACACUCACCAACAUCUGAUCCCAUCGCUCAGACAGUUACAGCGAUAGAAACUCAAGAUGGCGUUCUAUCGUGUCCGUCGAUCAUGCUCACCUUUAACCCUCCAGACAUCAUGGGGGCUCGUUUUUUCUGCUGCCUGCACUUUUCUUAUUGGUUGCCCGUUUUUACUUUUUUUUGCUUCAGCUUUUUGGAAGUUUUUGGAAAGUCUGUAACUAUAUCUCUGAGCAGACGUGUCCAAAGACAAUAUUUGGUUUAUUCACCAGAAUCUCCGUCAGCUGAGCUCUCACUGAUGGAGAAAAAGACCAACCUGACAUGAGUUCAAUGAGUACAUUGAUUUAGCUCUAAUCAACACAACUCUUCAUCAUUUCAUUCUUCAUGUAGUUGUGUUCAAACACUCAUACAUGCACAUCUAAUACGUAUGCAGACAUCUCUGCACUCUCCAUGCAUGUGCCAAUGUUUCCAAGGGCUAUGCAUUGCCUUAAGGUUGGGUCUGUCUCCACCUUGAGGAGGCGGAGGGGGUUUAUGUUGAAAACUCUUUAUCUUCUCGGUCAGCUGUCCUCAGUGUUAGCACAUCAUCCAUUUCUGUCCCUUGAAAUCUAAAUUGAACCCUGCUUUUUGUCAUAGUCUCCAUUUAUAUUCACGUCAUGUGUACUCUUUUAUAUCCGUCGCUGUUUGUCCCACCUGGUCCGCUCACCAAGACCCCUCAAGUCUUCACCAGUUUGCCGGUGCUUUGGAGAGCAUGCAGCACUGUCUGUCACUUUUUACUGUGGACUUUACAAAACCGAUAGCCAACAGCAGCUAUUCUCUCCCUCUUCUGAGAGCUUUUCUGUGUUGUUCUGUGAGCGCGCUCAUGUGUGAAAUCUUGCCUCCCGUCUUCCAUCACUACGACCAUUUCAGACUCCCCGAGACGCUUUCUGCCGGUUGCUAUGGACGAUCUUAAAAACUGCAUGGCUUCAAAAACUGAACUCUUUGCCUGUGCUGCACAUCUUUCCGGUCGUAGCUUAGCAGCCGGUGCUUUUGAUAGUGCUACCCUUCCUCUUUGAUUCCCUCCCUCCCCCCGACAUGUGUGUACACCUUCCCAGUCCAGCGGAGUGCAAAGAUUUACCCUGACAUAAUCAAGUGCUUUAUGGGACCAAAGAUGAGCCAGACCCUCCGCUCUCUUAGUCCCUUUUGGACCGCUCUGGCCUGGCCCGUCCUGGCCUGGCCUGGCCUGGCCUGGCCUAGCUACAAACCACCACCCCCUGUGCCACAUCAUCUCUUAACGGCAACACCACUGCCUGACGCUUCCUCUGACUUGAGUCUGUUGGCCCGGCCAAGACUCAUGCCACGUGAUCCGGAGAGACAGCAGCUGUGCUUCUGCUGUUAAGACAGAACAGGCGCGAGUGUAUGUGUGGUUGUUGAACUGCAUGAGUGUGUGUGUGUGUGUGUGUGUG
Molecule: messenger RNA, 3502 nt
Organism: Notolabrus celidotus (New Zealand spotty)
Lineage: Eukaryota; Metazoa; Chordata; Actinopteri; Labriformes; Labridae
Gene: capn5b
Product: calpain 5b
Exons: 14
Coding region: 162-2090 (642 amino acids)
Biological process (GO): proteolysis
Cellular component (GO): cytoplasm
Molecular function (GO): calcium-dependent cysteine-type endopeptidase activity
Source: RefSeq, a predicted model, not a curated record